Molecule: messenger RNA, 1114 nt
Organism: Sipha flava (yellow sugarcane aphid)
Lineage: Eukaryota; Metazoa; Arthropoda; Insecta; Hemiptera; Aphididae
Exons: 2
Coding region: 48-1001 (317 amino acids)
Molecular function (GO): protein dimerization activity
Source: RefSeq, a predicted model, not a curated record
CAAAAAAUUUCUUGAACGUAAUAUCAUCGUUUGAUUUUGUUAUAACAAUGAUAUUAUUAAGAAAAAUAUUUUCAAUUACAACACCACUAUCGAAUUACUUACAAUCUAAAUCAGUAGACUUUAUUGAAGCGCUGCGUUUAAUCAAUACUUCUAAAGAACAAUUAGCUAAAAUGAGAAGUGACAAAAAAUAUGAGGAACUGGUAGAGGAAGCAAAACAAUUUGCUAACCAUCAUAAACUAAUAGAGGUCAACUUUAAAGAAUCAAGAAAACGUGCUAAAAAAAUUUUACCUGGAGAAAAAGCUUCAGAUGAAAUACAGAGCUCAUCAUUCGACAAGUAUCGAUGUCAUACAUACUUUGCAAUUUUGGAUAAAGUAAUUACUUCAAUUCAAUCUCGAUUCAAUGACUCUAACAAUAUAUUAAAAGAUUUUACACUUUUAUCCCCUGAAAGAUUAAGGACAUUUAAAAAUGAAAAUCAACAGCUUCCACAAGAUAGUUUUACUGACCUAGUGGCUUGGUUACCAGAAAUUGAUAUAAAUCAACUACGUAAUGAAUACAUUAUUUUUUCUAAAAGUUUUGAUGAUCUGACAUCAGGUAUAGAUUUACCUACUUUAUUACAUUGCCCAGAAUCUAUAUCAUCGAGUGAAAGUUGUGAAGAAGAAGAAAAAAAUAUAACUCAAGAUGAACAAAUUAAUAUGACAAAAAUUGGUGUUAGUACUAUUCUUUAUACAUUGUCCAAGUAUGAUUUGUCAGCAGCGUUUCCCAAUUUGUAUAUAGCAUACAAAGUCUUAGGGACUAUACCAGUUACAUCUGCAUCUGUGGAAAGAUCAUUUUCUAAAGUUAAACUUAUUAAGACACGUCUACGUUCUACAAUGGGCCAGGAACGUUUGGAAAGUUUAAUGUUUUUGAGCUGUGAAAGGGACAUCAAAAUUGAUUAUGAAGAGACAAUAACACUCUUGGGAAGAUCAUCUGAUGUGUUAAAAAACGCAUUAUUAUUUAAAUGAAUAAAUAUAUAUUUUCUUAAAAAAUUUUUUAAUGCUUUUUGUGAUGGGUUGAGUGGGUGGUGGGUCUGACAAUAUAACUUGUGCCUCAUAACUUAAUUAAGUUCGCCACGCCA